CAGCGUCUCGCUCUUAUCCACCAAAGAAGCUUAACCUCUCCCAAUAGUAGCAAGCGAAGGGGAAGAGGGAGGAAAAUCAAUGGCAAUUAUCCGAGCAAAAAGCUUCUUCCUGGCCGCGGUGGCCGCGGUGCUGGUGAUGUCGGCGUCUGCGCAGUCCGGAUGCACGGUGGCGCUGAUCGGCCUGUACCCGUGCAUGAACUACAUCAGCGGCAACGAGACGACGCCGACCAAGUCAUGCUGCUCGCAGCUCAGCUCCAUAGUGCAGUCCCAGCCGGAGUGUCUCUGUAGCGCGCUCAGCGGCGACUCCGUCGGCGGCAUGACCAUCAACAAGACGCGCGCACUCGAGCUGCCCAAGGCGUGCAACGUGCAGACCCCGCCGGUGAGCAAGUGCAACGGCGCUGGUGGUGCCAGUGCUCCGGUCGCCGACGCGCCGACCAUGCCGGAGUUGCAGACACCUGUGGCUGCCGACUCAGGGUCGAAGGCGACGCCAUCAAGGUACCUGCAGCAGAAUGGUGUCUCGUCGCUCCAUGGCCCAGCGGGUCUGGUGCUCGCGCUCGCGGCCACUGCGUUCUACACCGUGUUCACCGUGUGA
This is a messenger RNA of Lolium rigidum, 592 nucleotides long. Its product is annotated as non-specific lipid transfer protein GPI-anchored 5-like. Bases 80 to 592 code for a protein of 170 amino acids. The transcript has 2 exons. NCBI's taxonomy places the organism in Eukaryota, Viridiplantae, Streptophyta, Magnoliopsida, Poales, Poaceae. The record is from RefSeq and is a predicted model, not a curated record.